AUGACAUCCAAACCCGAGCUACGCCUCUCCACAACCAUGCCGGCGGCCAACCCCGAUGCCGACGCCAAGCGACCCCGAAGCGAACUGCGCAGCCCUCGUUUCCGCGAAGACUUUGAUGCGCCAUUCUCAGAGGCGCUCCUCAACGCGUCGACAAUGACGCUCGCCACCGAGACCGACACGUCGCCGCUCUCCCAGCACCCCGGCGACAUGUCCAUCACCAAGCCGGCUCACUCUCCGCGCCCCCCGCAGUCGCGCGAAGAUAGCUGGUCGUCCACAAACUCUAGCCGAAGCGCGACCAGUGCGAGUCCCGGCGUCAACGACAGGAUAAAAGAAUGGGCUCGGAAGUCGUUCAUGGCUCGGAGGCGCUCGGACGACGGGGAAUCGUCGCGGUCGUCAUGA
Metarhizium album ARSEF 1941 is the source of this 399-nucleotide messenger RNA. RefSeq lists its product as uncharacterized. NCBI's taxonomy places the organism in Eukaryota, Fungi, Ascomycota, Sordariomycetes, Hypocreales, Clavicipitaceae. Bases 1 to 399 code for a protein of 132 amino acids. The transcript has a single exon. The record is from RefSeq and is a predicted model, not a curated record.